This is a messenger RNA of Colletotrichum karsti, 1491 nucleotides long. RefSeq lists its product as uncharacterized. The coding region runs from base 1 to 1491 and encodes 496 amino acids. Lineage: Eukaryota; Fungi; Ascomycota; Sordariomycetes; Glomerellales; Glomerellaceae. The record is from RefSeq and is a predicted model, not a curated record. The transcript is spliced from 2 exons.
AUGGACCUCCCGCAGGAGCAGGACGUACCGGCCGAACCGGCCCCGCGGCUGGCCAAGGGCAAGUUAUACGCCACGGAGAACCACUGGACCAUCCACCGCGAAAUCAUCACGCGGCUCUAUCGGGACGAGAACAAGUCCCUGAAGGAGGUGAAGAAGAUCAUGGAGGGCGAGUACUUCUUCUACGCGACUGACAGGAUGUACAAGACGCGCAUCAAGCGCUGGGGCCUCGACAAGAAAUUCAAGGAGGCCGAGGUCCUCGCCAUCCUCCAGCUCAAGAGGGAGCGCGACAGGCUCGGCAAGAAGUCCCGCUUCGCCAUCCGCGACCAGGACGUCGCCUGGGACCGCGUGCUGUACUACAUCAAGCGCCGGCCCGACCUGCAGAGACACCUGGGCUUCGCCGCGCACGAGCGGGACGUCGUCGACUGGGACCGCGUGGCGGCGUACCUCGCGCGAAGACCGGAGCUGCGGGGCGACCUCGCCGCCGCCGACGCCGAAAUCACGACCCGCACCCCGCCUCCCUCGCCGCCGCCGCCGCCGCCGCGUCUGUUCCAGCCCGCGACGGGCCUGCGCUUCGCGGACGAGAUCGUGCGGAUGCUCCGCGACUUCCUGCACGGGGUCUUCGAGGCGCGGCACUGGACCGUGGUCGACGACGGCGGCGCGCUGCUCUGCUCGCGCGGCAAGGUCGCGUGCCGCGGGGAGCUGGCGGCGUGGUGCGGGAUCAUGGGCGGCGUGUACGACCUCUUCCGCGGGGGCCGGGUCGGGGCGGCGGUCGGGGUGUUGCACGGCCGGUUCGACGAGCUCGCGUGGAUCAUCCGGGACCUCGACCCCGAGCUGUCGUUUUUCCACUGCUACAUCGUCCUGGGCCAGCCCGCGCCCAUCUCGGAUCUCUUGUUGCGGUACGUGUGCCGGAUGUACGCCGCGGUGCUGGGGGCGCGGCAUCCCCUGACGCUGAUCUGGAAGAGGGUGUGGGGGGUGGGCGCGGAGGACCGGGUGCAUAUCCUGAGUGCCGUGGUUGGGUAUAGUGCGCGGUUUCUGGAGGAGAGGGUCGGGUUGUUGAAUGUGACGCUGAAUUGGAUUCACGGGUUGCAGGGACAGCUUUUGCAGAGUACGGGGGAGGCGCGUGGGAAUGAUUUUGAGAGGUUGUUGAAGGGGUAUGAGGGGGCCGCGGGGGAUUAUCUGGAUAGGGGACUGAGGAAGGAGGGGUGUAAGUGCUUGUUUGAGCUUGCUGGGCUUUAUAUCACUGCGGAACGGUUUGAGGAGGCAAAGGCUGUGCUUGAUAGGGCUGACGAGGUAAUUUUUGAAACGGAGAUGAGCGGAUGCCUUGGGGGAGAGGAGGUGCGGAUGUGGUCGUAUGGGAACAUGGGCCAGAUGAAUUACGAGAUGGUGACGUUGGGCAGUUUGAGGAGCGAAGUUACCGCGAGAUACGAGGCUGCCGUGAAGAGCGAGGAGACGCAGAGGAUAGAUUCCUGGUCGUUGACAAUACCCAGUUGA